AUGGAACCCUCAGUGUUCACUUAUGGCGAGAAACUACCUGAUCAGGUGGAUCGAAUUGCCAGACUCUCCGAGACCCAACUUGAUCUCCUCAGUGACAUUCGCGAAAUAUAUCGCGAUCGUGCUGCGCUGGAACGAGAAUACGCCGCCAAGCUCCAAGUGCUAGCAAAGAAGACGCUGGAGAAGAAGUCGAAGAAGGUUGCUUCUGCUGUACUCGGGGAUGAGCCCACAAAGGAUUGGAACGAAGACACACUUAAUCAAAGUACCCUGGUCAACAUGUACAAUAAAAUAAUCGGGUCCACCGUCAACAUCGCGCAGGAUCACAUCAACUUAUCUGAUUCUCUGAGCACACAGGUUGUCGACGUUCUCAAAGCUCUGGAAACAAAGUACGAAGACAAUGGAAAGAAGCAAGCGCAAUUCUACCAGAAGCUCUUAGCUGAUAGGGAUAGAGUUUACAACGAGCGUCUCAAGAGCAAGCAAAAAUAUGACGAAGAAUGUGAGGAGCUGGAAACCUACCGCCAGAAGCAGGAUCGCGCACAAGACGAUAAGCACGCUGACCGUGCAGCAAAACAAUACGAGCAGCAGCAGACUGACGUCAUGAACGCAAAGAACGUCUUUCUUAUUGCUACUAGAGUCGCAAAUAAGACGAAGACUAGAUUCUACACUGAAGAUCUAGUGACUCUGGAAAACCAAUAUCAACAUUUACAGACUCAUUUCAUUGCCAAAUUUAGCAGCACCCUCCAUCAUGCACAGGCUCUUCAACUUACGCAUCAGGACGCAUUGAAGAAUCAUAUAUCUUCUGUGGAGAUGUCUUUGAACGAAAUCGAUACUAAGAAAGACCAGGAACUCUUCAUUGAGCAUAAUGUUCGGCCUUUCACAUCCCCAAGUGAUUGGAUGUUUGAGCCUUGCACCAGUCAUUAUGAUACGGGCGAGAUGAGCGUCGAACCUACUGCGAAGAUAUAUUUGCAGAAUAAGCUGUCAAAGUGCAGGUCCAAACUACAAGAUUUGCUACCCUUGCUCGAUGCCAAAAGAAAUGAAGCCACUCAAUUAUCCAAAGUGAUUACAGCCUACACUCAAAACCAAUCUCUUGGAAAGGUUGACGAGGUCAUCGAAGACUAUCUUGAUGCGCAGCAUCAAGCAUCUCUGUACGAGAACUCUAAGACAAUCCUAGAGGCAGAGAUAGACACGAUCACGACGGCUCUGGCGGGUGACGAAGGUUCCCAAAGUCCGCACUCCUUUAAGAGUUCUUCUUUUACUAUCCCCACUGAGUGUGGGUAUUGUGGGUCUUCGAUCUGGGGACUGAGUAAGCAAGGAAAGACGUGUAAACUCUGUGGGCUAUCAGUGCAUUCGAAAUGCGAGCUAAAGGUCCCCGCUGAAUGUACUGGAUCCCGUGGAUCACGGCACAAAGCAUCAGAUUCGCUUUCGCGAACCGCCAGCAUUCUUUCCAGAACCACUUCCAAAGCUUCUUCGGUGGCCGCAACCCCAAUUCCAACCCCGUCCUCGUUCGCCCAGACCGACCUUCAAACCCCACAUGAGGAGUACCCCAAAGCCCGUGUUAUGUUUGACUUCACCCCAACUUCGCCAUUCGAACUAGCUAUUCGUGAGGGUACAACUGUGCAUGUGCUCGAGGAAGACGAUGGCUCAGGUUGGGUCAAGGUAGCCGACAGGGUCGGAGAGAAGGGACUCGUCCCGGCUACGUACAUCGAAUUGUCAGACUCUCAUGCGAUCACGCCAAUUGAAGCGCCUGCGCCUGGUCAUGCGCAAGGGUCGGGGAAGUUUGGUACGUCUGCCAAUCAUUGUCCGAAGUUCUUUCGGUCUUAUCGUCUUUCCGGGCGCCACAAAGUGCGAGGGAUCUAUGAAUACCAAGCCCAAGGUCCAGAUGAAUUGAAUAUUCAGAAGGGAGGGAGCAUAGAGCUCACUAGCGGGCCAACAGGAGGAGAAUACUAUGCGGAUGGAUGGUGGGAAGGCAUCAACGCCAAUGGUCAGAAGGGGAUAUUCCCGAGUAACUAUGUAGAACUUAUGUCGACUAUACCAUAG
This is a messenger RNA of Heterobasidion irregulare TC 32-1, 2034 nucleotides long. RefSeq lists its product as uncharacterized. The coding region runs from base 1 to 2034 and encodes 677 amino acids. Gene Ontology annotation, molecular function: protein binding. The transcript is spliced from 21 exons. Lineage: Eukaryota; Fungi; Basidiomycota; Agaricomycetes; Russulales; Bondarzewiaceae. Gene Ontology annotation, biological process: regulation of actin filament polymerization. The record is from RefSeq and is a predicted model, not a curated record.